CGCGCCCCUGCCCUCUUGGCCAUGGGGGUCCCCAAGAGGAAGGUCUCGGGCGGCCGGGACGGCGCGGCUGCCCCGGCCGGCGCAGCCAAGCGGGCCCGCACCGAAGAGCUCACGGGCGUGAGCUUCAAGGCUCAGCUGAGGGAGCCGCAGGGCGCGGGGCCGGCCCUGGAGGCAUUUGUUUCCGCUGCUAAGAAGCUCCCCCGAGAAGACGUGUAUGAUGUUGUGGAGGGGUACAUCAAGAUUUCUGUGGAGUGUGCCGAGAUUUUCCAGCUCCUGAGUGGGGAGAAGCGCCCUGAAAGUGAAAUGCUUUUAGUAUUUCAAGUUUUUGAGGCCAUAUUAUUGCGGACAGCCAGUGACCUUUCCCAUUUUCACGUGGUGGGGACCAACAUUGUGAAGAAGCUGAUGAAUAACCACAUGAAGCUCAUCUGUGAGUCCCUGUAUGCCUCGGGUUACAGGAUGGCUCGAGCCUGCCUGAACCUGAUGGCCGCCAUGGUGACCCAGGGUCCCGAGGCCGCCAGAGACGUCUGCAGCCAUUUCGAUUUGAAUAAGAAGACCUUGUACACCCUGGUGACCAAGAGGGAUCCAAAGGGAGUACAUGACGUCCGGCUGGCCUACAUUCAGUUUGCCCUUUCCUUUCUGAUUGCCGGUGAUGACAGCACCAUCACGCAAGUGCUGGAGUUGAAAGAAUUUAUUCCAUGCAUUUUUAGCUCAGGCAUCAAGGAAGAUAGGAUCUCCACCAUCAAUAUUUUGUUGUCCACACUGAAAACAAAGGUAGUUCACAAUAAAAAUAUCACAAAAACCCAGAAGGUGCGUUUCUUCACUGGACAAGUGCUGAACCACAUAGCAUCUCUCUACAGCUGGAAGGGGAUUGUUGACGUGAGCCUGGACAGCGUCGAGACUUCUGCUGAAGACGCAGGGAAGACCAUGGUGCGGGAGCUUGUUCAUAACUUCCUGAUGGAUCUGUGCUGUUCGCUCAAGCAUGGGAUCAAUUUUUACGAUGCAUCUCUCGGUACCUUCGGCAGAGGAGGAAACCUGACUCUCCUGCACUUCCUGCUGGGUUUGAAAACUGCAGCAGACGAUGAGCUGGUCGCUGAACUGGUGGUGAACAUUCUGAAAGUGUGUCCGGACCUACUGAACAAAUACUUCAAGGAAGCGACGUUUUCCUUUCUCCCGAGGCUGAAGUCCACUUGGUCAAAUAACAUCAGACUGCUAAACAAGAUCUACGCUGCCCAGCCGGACAUCUCCCGGGCGUUUCAGACCCGAGAGUUCAUCCCGCUGCCUCGGCUCCUGGCCAUGGUGAUGGUGACCACCGCACCUCUGGUGUGCAACAAGAUCAUGUUCACGCAGGCGCUGAACUUGGACAGCGUAUCCGUGAAACACACAGCUUUAUCCCUUGUCGCCGUCAUUUUGAAGAGAGCCUUGAAGACCAUCGAGCACUGCCUGAAUAAAGAGGCCUGGCAGGAGUCGGGCGUCUACACGGCCGCCAUGAUGGAAGACUUCGUGCGGCUCUUCAGAGAAGCUCUGAGCAAGAUUUUACCAGACCUGAAUGCCAUCGUCUGGGUCUGGCAGUCUCUUAGGAAGCAGGAUGCAGAACAGGAGGACGAGAAAGGAAAGAAAAACGCCAGCAGGGCUGCUGCUCCCUGCGUGGCCCCUGAGAGCGAUGAUGCAGAAACCGUUCUUCUGAAAGCCGUGCUGCUCCAGGUCAUUUGCCUCUACCAGAAGGUGGUCCCACACGUGGUCAUGCAGUACAACUUUGACUUCAGCAAGCUCCUGAGAGGGGUCAUCUCAGAGGAGGGCCUGCGGGAGGAGGUGCCCCCGCUUCUGCAGCACCACAUUCUUAAGGUAGCCCUGGAGCUGCCCGCCAGCAAGUUUCUAUGGUUAAAGGCCCAGGAAGGCCCAGAUGCAGAAAUUAUUGGAGGCAAGCGAUCGGUGUUUUACUUACUGAUGAAAAUGUUUGUGACCAGUGGCCAUUCACAGCUCAAGUCAUCAACCAAACUUCUGAUUGUGAAGAUCCUGCGGGACACGGGCGUGUUUGAGCAUACCUGGCCAGAGCUGGAGCUGUGGCUAGAGCACUUGGAUGACACGGCGGAGGAGAACAAGGAGGCCGUGAUUCAGUUUCUGGAACGCGUCCUCCUGACGUUGGUGGCGAAUCCGUAUUCGUACACGGACAAGGCGUCUGACUUUGUCCAGGAAGCCAGCGCCCUGCAGGCUCCCGGGACGCGGCAGGACGCCGAUGACUCCAGCAUUCCCAUCUCCCACAUCGACGAUGUCCUCGACAUGGUGGAUGUGCUGGUGGAGGGCAGCGAAGGCUUGGAUGAGGAGGUUGGCUUCGUCCUGAAUGAAGACAUGAUCCUCCUCACGUUCCCAUUCAGCGCCGUGGUCCCCGCCGCCCUGGAGGCCAGGAAUAAAUUGCUCCUUGGAACAGAAAGCAAAGCAGGAGAGAGCAUCGUGGCGUACCUGACCGGGGUUCUCACUGACCUGCUCCACACCCAGAGAGACCCGCUGGCCCUGUGUCUUCUGCUUCAGUCUUACGACCAGUUGGAGCCUCCGAGCCUGCCUUGCCGCUGCCUACUGUCCCAGUUCAACAAAUACUACAGCCUCUGGAUCCCGGAGCCAGCCCGCGAGGCCCUGCCGCUGCAGACUUCAGGCAGCCCUGCCCCGCCAGGCCCCGCGGCCCCGUCCUUCUCCUCCCUGCUGCAGACGGCCUACGCCAGUCAGGACCAAGGCCAGGGCCCAGGUGGGCUCCUGCUCCUGGACGAGGGGGUUCAGGCGCAGCUGCGGGCCGCCCUCCUGCGCCUCCCGAUGCACCAGGCCCUGCGUGCCGCCAAACACCUGCUGCUGUACAUCAGGAGCGCCGUGGAGAACUUCGCCCAGCUGGGCCGGAGUGCCGGGCCGCCCCUGCUGCAGUUCCUCCUGGAUCUCCUCCGGCGCCUGGUCAUCCACUGCCAGCAGCUGGACGCCCAGAACCAGCAGAAGUGCCAGGCCGCCCAGGCGGAGUCCGACCUCUUUGUGGACAUGGAGUCCGUGGCCUCUCUGGAGCUGGCCAGCGACAAGACGCUGGAGGAGGUGCUGGUGGCUGUCCUCAGACACCCCACGCUGGAGGGCUGGUUCCUGGCCCUGGAGCAGCAGGCCCUCCCGCCGCAUGCCCUCAGCCCGGUCCUCGUGAAGCUCCUGGCGGCUAGCCUCAGCUCGGGGAUCCUUCCACUGCUGGUGGCCAGUGCCCCGGCCCUGCGGAGCCUCGGUCAGCUGGGCCUGCUGGCCAGGUACUCAGAGGCCGUCACCCAGAGUGUCCUUCGUGAGCUGCGCAGCCCGAGGGCCGGCUCAGCCACAUCGACGCCGAAGACCCUCCUCCCUCCGCUCGAGGCCCUGCGGGAGCUGCACCCCUACAUGGAGGACGCCCCGCUCCGGGAGGUCACCCUGGCCCUGCUGAGCCUGCCCGAGGCCCGCCUGGCCACCCAGCGACCCACCCAGCCCCCCCGGAAGGAGAAACCGCUGACCGCCCUCGGGAGGACCCUGGUCCAGCUGCUGAGCAGCCACGCCCAGGAGAAGCCGCAGAGUGGGGAGCUCCUCUGGGCCUCCGAGUACGUGCGGGGCCUGGCGGCUCUGCUGCCCACGCUGGCCGUGGCUGAGCUGGACGCCGUGCUGCUUGGGGCUCUGCAAAGGGAGCCGGCGCUGGUCCCCACGGUCGGGCUAACCCUGCUCGACGACUGCCUGGCGCGGCGGACGCCAGCAGCCCUGGCCACGGCGGCCCUGCUCCUGCGGCACAGCUGGCCGCACCGGCUGCGCUUCGAGCGCUGGUGCCAGCGGGCCGGCUCCGGACUCCGCCUGCGGGAGGCCCCAGACGACUUCCUCCCCGUCGUCCACGUGUACCUGCAGGGCAGGACGCAGGGGCGCUUCACACGCCCCACAGGAGCUUCCUCCGCUGUCAUUCCUGUCUUGAGGAAGGCUCUGUGGACGCCGCUGCAGACCAGGCUUCUCAGUGCUGAUGGGCCCCCAGAGUCCGGGCUGCCACAGCAGAUCCUGGCCCAGCUGGUCCCGUUUGCCAGAGCCAAGGACCUGCGUGCCCUCAUGGACCGCUUGCCCAGCUUGCUGCAGACUCCAGCCAGUCACACGAGCUGGGUCGUGGCUGACGCCGUCUCAGCCAUCCUGGAAGGGUCGGCAGAAGAGCUGCAAGCCUGGAAGAAGACUCUACUGAAGGCCUGUGUGCAGUGGCUAAUUGCAUCCUUCAGUGGCGGCCAGCAGGAGGAUGGUCCCCAGGAUCAGGAGAAGCAAAUGCUGCUGAGGUUAAACGAACUGUUGAAUUCACUUAAGGAAGUUGACCCUGGUGAUUGGCAGAAAUUUGUGAAGACCGGACUCAAGUUUCGGUAUCAGGACCGCGCGUUUUUGGAAGCCCUCCGUGCCGCCACGCAGCUGUUGUAUCUCCCAGAAAGCGCCGCGUGCUCGCAGCUCAUCCAGCUCCCGGUGGUCCACAUGAUGCUCACCCAGCACUCCCUGUUCCUGCCCACCCUGCUGAGGGUUGCAGAGGAGGAGCCCGCAGACAGCCCCGUGAGAGAAGCGCUGGUGGAACUGAUGGCGGUGGUGGUGCAGCUGUGCCCCUCUGUCUGUGCAAGCAGCCACUUUGCGGUGCUCCUUGGGGCCUAUGGUGCCUCACUCAGCAUCCUGGACCAGAAGAUCUUACUUCUCCUCCGGGCCUACGAACAGAACAACCACAGCCUCGUCAGCUUCAGGGUACUGCUGUGGGGCCCAGCGGCUGUGGAGCAUCAGAAGACGUGCCGGAGCCUGGGCAAGUCGCUAUGGCAGCAGCCGAGCGUCGGGGACAUCCUUCGCCUGCUGGAUCGCGACCGCAUGAUGAAGACCAUCCUCCACUUCCCCCAGAACCGGAGGCUGCUGCCCCCCGAGGACGCACAGGAGCCGAUAUUUAGAGACCAGAGUGCGGUGGAUCUCGGGGACCUUUAUGACCCCUGUUUCCUCCUUCAUCUCUUCAGUGAACUGACCCGGCCAGAAUUUGUGGUGGAUUGUAGAAAAUUCGUGGAUUCAAAUGCUCUGGGCCUGACUGUCGCGGCCCUCAGCAGCUACGACCCACACAUGCGCGCCGCAGCCUACGCGGCGCUGGCGGCCUACUACUCGCAGCUGGAGGGGGCACGCUUCCGGGAGCAGCCCCAGGUACUGUACCUGUUGGACGUGGUCCGGAACGGGAUCCGAACCAAGAACAUGAGACUCACCUUCACCCUGGCUCUCUUCAUUGCCAAGGCAGCCUUGCAGAUUUUGAAACCAGAGGAGUGUAUGUACAUGAAGAUCAACAGGUUCCUGCUGUCCCACGAGUACCUGAACAUGAGCAAAGUUCCAGGCUUCUACCAGUUCUUCUACAGCUCGGACUUCGAGCAGAAGACGGAGCGGGAGUGGGUGUUGGGGCUUCUCCGCCAGGGAAUGCGGGACACACACUGCUUCAAGCUGUGCGCCAGGCGGGGUGUCCUCCACAUCGUCCUGUCCUUCUUCAGCAGCCCACUGUGCGACGAGGCGGCCCAGAACUGGAUUCUGGAGAUUCUGCAGAAUGCCGCCCGGGAUGCCAGGUCUGCCUAUGAGAUGCUGCGGGACUACAGCCUCCUAACGUGGGUCUUAAACAUCCUGGAAAGCAAGUUUCUGGAGACUGAGCUGCUUUCCAACCUCAUCUCCCUGCUGCACACACUGUGGGUGACCACGCUGGGCAACAGAGAAGUGGAGCCCGGGGCGCAGCCUCCCUGCAAGCCUGGGUCUCAGGAGCCCCCGAAGCUGCUGGCGCUGCACCUGGUGGACGAGUUCCUCUACGUUCUCCUUGUGCUCACGAAGCACCUGAGGCCCACCUUGGCCUCUGCCCAGCUGACCGGCUUCUUCGGGGCGCUCGACUCGGUCCUGAGGUACCGGGCCACCGUGCUGCAGGCCUUCAAGGACAUGAACCGUCUGACCGUGAACGCCACGGUGCUGUCCACCCGGGACGUCCUUGUGCUCCUGCACAAGUGGAGCCUCCUCGAGAGAGACGUGCGGCUCCAGGAGGACCUGAGGGCUGCCGCGGAGAAGUGCCAAGUCCGGGAGCUGCUGAAGAUGCUCAAGGAGAAAAACAAGCCCGAUGCCCCCGCCCGAGCCAAAGGCCUGCGGGCCCGGAAGCGGAGACCCGGCGAGGCGGAGGAGGCGGCCGACCCCAAACUGCUGGCGUCCACCCUGGAGGCGUGCCGGGGCCUCCUGAGGUCCAUCCUGACCCACUGGGGGCCCGAGUUCCCCGGCGCUGACCCAGAGUGUGAAGACCCUGGCCCCGUGGGUGUCGUCACCUCCCUGGUGGCCGGCUGGGUGCUGCGCUCCACAGCCGGGAGCACACUUGGCCGGGCGGACACGGCGGGCCUCCUGGGCUGGCUCGAGAGCCACGUCCUGCCGCGGCCGGCAGUGGUGGCUGAGCUUCUCCGCGACAGCACCGUGACGAGCGGCCUGUUCCGCCUAUACAGCCGGUUCUGUGGCACUGCAGAGCCGGUGGAGCUGGAGGACCGCUUGCCUGGCCUCUUCAACGCCGUCCUGCUGCGGCUGGUGGCAGCCCGGGGCGCUGCGGGGAGCCCCCUCCAGCCGGUGCUCGAGGCCGUCCACCUCUCCUCCCUGGACACCGAGGAGGAUGCAGACACACAAGCCGCUGCUGCAUUCCUGGUGUCUCUGUACAUUAAGGACAUCUGGCUGGGGGCCCAGCGGCCAGACACCCUCCUGAGCCAUGUCCAGAUGGUCCUCGACGCCGUGGAGAACUCAGGAGGGGGCGACGAGGAGGCCAUCGUCCGGCUCUGCAGGGACAUCGCGGCCACGGUCCCCGACACCUGACCCUUGCGGCUGGCACCUCCGGCUCCAGGUUCCAGGAGUCAAGUUGAGUCGGGGAUUUCCAUGGAAGGCCUGUGAGACGCAGGCUGUGCGUGCCGACCUGCUGUUCUGACGGGAAGCCUUGGUUUCCUUUAGGUGACUGAUACAGAAGAAGCUCAAAGGACCGUGUAUGCAGAGAGGUCAGGGUUACAGGUGGCCUGGGCGGCCCUAGGCCCACGAGCCCCGGUCAGGGAGACCCUUCCUCUACGGCGCUUGCUGUUCCUCAGAGAAAUGCCUCAAACUGAGGUAACCCUGAAGUUGAAAUGUCUAAAAGUAUAUGAGACACAGGAGCCUGAAGACAGAUGGGUCACGUUUCCUCUUCAUAAGAAGUCGCAGCAGAGCUCUGUGUAACUUUUUGAAUAAACAAGCCUUUCCAGGAUUGUGUUAAAGUUAUUUUACUAAAAAUUCCUUUGG
This is a messenger RNA of Budorcas taxicolor (takin), 7281 nucleotides long. RefSeq names its product URB1 ribosome biogenesis homolog (gene URB1). The transcript has 39 exons. NCBI's taxonomy places the organism in Eukaryota, Metazoa, Chordata, Mammalia, Artiodactyla, Bovidae. Bases 22 to 6831 code for a protein of 2269 amino acids. The record is from RefSeq and is a predicted model, not a curated record. Gene Ontology annotation, cellular component: nucleolus. Gene Ontology annotation, biological process: maturation of LSU-rRNA from tricistronic rRNA transcript (SSU-rRNA, 5.8S rRNA, LSU-rRNA); maturation of 5.8S rRNA from tricistronic rRNA transcript (SSU-rRNA, 5.8S rRNA, LSU-rRNA).